GCGGGCCCGGCUGCGGCUGAGUCUCGUGAGGAGGCGGAGGAACUAGGGCGGACUAUGGAGGCGAGCCGGCGUUAUCGGCCGCACUCACUGGACGGGAGCAACCGUCGCCAAUACCACCGGUUCCGGCACGCGGGCCUCUGAGGGGGGAAGAGCUCGCCGCGCGGAAGCUGUAUUUCCCCCAGCUGAAGUUCCUUUACUUCCACCAUGGAGACAGAACAAGAAAACGUUUGUAUCAGUAAAGAUGAUGAGAGCUCUGAAUCUGCUUUUCAUUGCUCAGCAUGUCAUGAUGAUGAGGAUUGGAGCUGUGCUAACCCUAUCCGGGGUCGGGCUAAGACCCGCAGUUUGUCUGCUUCACCAGCCCUUGGAAGCACCAAAGAAUUCAGGAGGACACGCUCCUUGCAUGGACCAUGCCCAGUGACCACAUUUGGACCAAAGGCAUGUAUGCUGCAAAACCCUAAAACUAUAAUGCAUAUUCAGGACCCAGCAAGUCAGCGGUUGACAUGGAACAAACCUCCAAAGAGUGUCCUUGUUAUCAAAAAGAUUCGCGAUGCCAGUCUGCUCCAGCCUUUUAAAGAACUCUGUGUAUAUCUUACUGAGGAGAACAACAUGAUAGUUUAUGUAGAAAAAAAAGUGCUAGAAGACCCAGCCAUAGUUAAUGAUGAUAAUUUUGGACCAGUGAAGAAGAAAUUUUGCACUUUCAGAGAAGAUUAUGAUGAUAUCUCCAAUCAGAUAGACUUUAUCAUAUGCCUGGGAGGAGAUGGUACCUUGCUUUAUGCUUCUUCACUUUUUCAGGGUAGCGUACCUCCAGUUAUGGCUUUUCAUCUGGGAUCUCUUGGAUUUCUUGCCCCCUUUAACUUUGAGAACUUUCAGUCCCAAGUUACUCAAGUUAUAGAAGGCAAUGCAGCGCUUGUUCUCCGGAGCAGACUGAAAGUGAAAGUAGUAAAGGAACACAGAGAGAAGAAGACAUUGAUACAAAAUGGUAUUGAAGAAAAUGGAGUGAUCUCUACAAGUCUAGAGAUGGAAAUGGGCAAGCACAUCAUGCAAUAUCAGGUCCUAAAUGAAGUUGUUGUGGAUCGAGGUCCUUCCUCCUACCUUUCCAAUGUGGAUGUUUUUCUAGAUGGACAUCUCAUAACCACAGUUCAAGGUGACGGCGUGAUCGUCUCCACACCAACUGGUAGCACAGCUUAUGCGGCUGCAGCGGGAGCAUCAAUGAUUCAUCCAAAUGUUCCUGCAAUAAUGAUCACCCCAAUCUGCCCUCACUCACUGUCCUUCAGACCCAUUGUUGUUCCUGCAGGAGUUGAGCUCAAGAUCAUGCUGUCCCCUGAUGCCAGGAACACAGCAUGGGUUUCAUUUGAUGGGAGGAAGAGACAGGAAGUCUGCCAUGGAGACAGUAUUAGCAUCACUACCUCUUGCUAUCCCCUCCCUUCGAUCUGUUUCCGAGAUCCUGUGAGUGACUGGUUUGAAAGCCUGGCUGAGUGUUUACACUGGAAUGUUCGGAAGAAGCAAAAUCACUUUGCUGUUGAAGAAGAAUUUUGAAUGUCGACACCUAAUGAGACGCAUGGGAACUUAAAAUGGCAGUAUCCCUUGUAUAAAAAUGUUUGUUCAGCCUAGGGGGAAUAGACCAAUACAUAUAUUUUUAAAUAGUGAUGUACCUCACUCCUAUCAGUCUGCUCUGCUGAUGACCAGAAAUUAUCAUGUUGCUUCCUGUCUCCUGAGAAUAGGAGUGGAAGAAUUUAGUAUCUGAUUUUUUUUAAAUUUAUAAUGGAUUGGUAUUUUUAAUCAAUAUCAACACACAGAUCUACAAACCACCUCAAACACAAUUGUAACAAGUAAUUUGCAGACUAGCAUUAUAGGUUGUACCCAGAUACAUAAUAGAAAAAUGGCGUUAAAAUAUUCGUUAAUUUGGUAGAUUUGUAAUUCCGUGGUUAAGACUUCUCAUCUAAAACUCAAAGGAUUUUUUCUUUUUAAAAUGCUCUUUGUUAACUUAAAUGAAUGCAUGGUAGUCAAAAUGUCUUCCCAUCAGGUGAACUACUUAAAUAUUUUGCCUUUCCAUAAAAAUAUAGCAACAAUUAGGGGAAAGAACCACUAUACAGAUGCUCUUCAGAUACAACUUACUAUCAAAAAUAGAGAUAGUUUUGUAAGUAUUGAGAACCCUUUUUCUUUCUGUCCAUUUGAACUAACAUCAUUUAGGGUCCCCAUAGGCAGCAUUGACAACUGCCUGGGUGAACAAACUGGUAAAGUGGCAUACUUUUUUGUUGAUGAGCUAAUUAUGCCUGAGCAGUUCCCUGCUUUUUGAGCAUGUUUGUGACCCUUAGAAAAGGUUUGGGUUUUUUCUUCUCUCUUUUUAACCCUUUGGGAUAAGCAGCAGCAUUUGAGGUUGUAAACUACAGAUUUUUCAUCAAGUGCUCAUUGUUGACUCAACAAGCAGAGUCUCUUCUAGGAUGGCUGUAUUGUUAUUCUUUUGAACCACUAAUUACGUUAGUCUCACAUUCUGUAUUAGGAUCUGAAUGCUCUUCAUGCCCAUUGAAGAUAAGUGUGCUCCUUUCAGGAUUUAAUUUUGAGUAGGGAGAAAAGGGAUACUGCACUGAUAGGCUGAUCAGAAACAGGACACAUUCCCAGCAUAGUAGCGAUGGUGCCUUCAGCACACUUCAAGAUAUUUUAAGUCUUGUAUGUACUUUUUUAAGAGUCUUUCAAAUGUUUCUAACCUGUUUAUGUACAUAUUUUAUUGUACAUGCUUUUAUGAAAACAAGUAGUUUGAAAAAAGGGUUUGUACUGCAAUCACUUUUACUAAAAAUCAAACUCAGUUAUAAUGUUUACAUUUAUGUUCUCUGUGGUGCAGUCUCUCAUAACCAUAUUGUUCAAAUCCUAGCAUCUUCAUGUAUCUCUGCAUAGACCAUUAAAAGGGAUGGAGGUUCUCUGCUAAUCUUGAAGUCUACAGCAUAUUUUUGCAGAGGAAUCUGUGUCUUACUGAUUAAGUGUGGGAUUUCAAAGAAGCUCUAUUGAACUUUCAUGGUUGUCUUGCGCUUGUUAGUGUUUGUGCAGUCAGGGGUAACAAUGGGAGAUGUAUUAAUUCCCAUGCUCUACCUACCCUGCAGUCCUCUGAUUCAUGGGCUAAUGUCUUUUUUUGUUUUGUUUUUGCAUGUUGCCCUGGUCUGUUUAAUUUUGUCAAAUCAAGGUGAGAGCACUCUGCAUAAAGCAGCAGAUUUAAACUCUCUGGUAAUGGUGUAAAUCACGCUAAUAUUGUGUUAAUAUAAAUUCAUGUUCAGUUUGUAAAUGUUUUGUUAACUAGAAUAUUGGUUGAAUUCCGUCUGGACCAGCAAAAUUUGUGACACCCCUGAGUAUGUUCAGACAGCUUUAGAUCUUUGUUUUUCACUUGAAUUUACAGUAUAAUGGUUAUAUCACUGUUUAAAGUUGCUUACGGGUUUUUUAGCCGACAAAGUAUUCAAUUUUCGAACACCUGUUUGCUUUCUGAGCUAUAGAAACAUAUUUUGUUUUGGAAAAAGAUACAUUUCCCUAUUUAAAAAUGCAAUAAUUGAGAAAAGGAACAGAGUAGAGCCUUUAAUUUUAAGAUUUAGUAUAUAAAUUUACUAAAAUGAAUGAGAAUGGACAGAAGGCUUUGCUGGAUAGGAAGUGAAAAAAUAAACCAUUUGAGAAAAUGGUAAGGCAAAAUAAGUAAAAAUGAGCCUUAUAUAGAACAGCAGUUGUUGUUU
Molecule: messenger RNA, 3710 nt
Organism: Terrapene triunguis (Three-toed box turtle)
Lineage: Eukaryota; Metazoa; Chordata; Testudines; Emydidae
Gene: NADK
Product: NAD kinase
Exons: 12
Coding region: 205-1536 (443 amino acids)
Biological process (GO): NADP+ biosynthetic process; NAD+ metabolic process
Molecular function (GO): NAD+ kinase activity
Source: RefSeq, a predicted model, not a curated record